This is a messenger RNA of Rhizophagus irregularis DAOM 181602=DAOM 197198, 1704 nucleotides long. The record is from RefSeq and is a predicted model, not a curated record. Lineage: Eukaryota; Fungi; Glomeromycota; Glomeromycetes; Glomerales; Glomeraceae.
AUGUCUAAUAUUGCACCAACUGGAGCGCUUUGGUGUAUCAUUCGUGAAAAUCAUUUUAUUUUCAAAAUUACUAUCAGAGCGGACAACGAUCUUAUCGACCUUAGAAAUGUUAUCAAGAAUGUGAAACCAAAUUAUUUUGCUAAUGUUGAUGCAGACGAACUAAUUCUAUGGAGAACUAAUGUUGCUUCGAAUAUACUUAGGAAUAAAGAAACUGCUAUUGAACCCUACUUAAACAAAAAAUUAGAAGAUCCAGCCGAUACAGUUGGAAAUACAUUUCAAAACGUUGUAGGAAAUAAUAUUCGAGUUAUCCCGUUACUGGUGAGUCAUACCAUUUUUUUCCUUCUUCUCUUGCGCGUCAUAUUCGCCAAUAAUACCGAAUACUUACUUAUUCUUGUGCUUUUCUUUCCUGAUUCUUAUCGUCAAACCCGCCCAAAAAACACAUUCGCGUUAUCGCAGAGCAACUGGUUGUUAGUGGUAAUGUUUCAUGGCAUACACAGAAAGACUGUGGAUGAAAAGUUGACGAACUUUUGGAAAGCUUUGAAAAAUACAGCAGAAUUGGAUGAUAAUGAUUUCCUUGAGCUAUCUGGGGAAGCUCAUUUUUUUGGAAAAAAUAGCAAACCUUCAAAACUACUCAUUCGUAAAUAUUAUGAUGACCUAAUCUUAGUUGUUUUUGAUGAUAAUGGAGGGAUCCUUAGGUAUGUUUUGGCAGGUGCUCUGAACACGGAAAUUCAAAGUCAGCUCAAAGAUGCAAUUGGAUUAUGUGAUGAAAAUAUAUUUAGAUAUAUUGGUAGAAGCGAAAGCAAAGACGAUGUAAGUCAUAAACUCGUCCAUAUUUGGACAAACUUACCAGGGAGAGAUGAUGCAGAACCCUAUACGCAAAAAAUUAUUAAAUUUGCAUCUGACUAUGUGGUUAAACAGGUAACUAGUAAUGUCAAAAGGAUGAUAACAAAUAAAUUGUUUAUGAAUCUAGAUGAAGUCUUGAACGGAGGCAAAAGUAAUUCAGUCCUAGGCAGUUAUUUUGAGUCAAUCGCUCACCAGAUGUUACGGAGUGGGUGGGAAUUUCAAAUUCAUUUUUUAGAUACUAAAAAAAAAUACACGUUCAAGCUUUCUCAACAGGAUGAACAUAGGUUUUCUAAUAUUAAUGAAACUAAAAAUGAAAUGUACUAUCAACCAAUUGAUAAAACUUUCCCAUCAAUUGAUGCAAUUUAUGCACCUGACACCCUCUUCCAAAUGACUACAUCCUUGAAUCAUAAUAUUAAGAUGAUUGGUUUGAAUAAACUUCAGAGUAAAUUAAUGAAAACAGGUGAUAUUGAUUUUUAUUUCGUUGUGCCAGCACAGUUGUUUGAUAAUUAUAAAAAGCAGAAUUAUGCUACAAUUAAAGAUGUUAUUGCUACAAAUGUAAAUCCUUGGAUUAUUGAACAGAUCAAGCAAUACGUUCUGAGAAUUGAUUUGGGUUCUGAAGAUUCACUAGCUAGAAUGUCAUCUACUGCAACAAUUGAAGAAAGAAUUUCAACUUUGUCAACUGCCGAUGAACCAUUAAUCACACCAUUAGCUAGAAUCUCAACUCUGUCAACUGCAGAUAAACCAUUAACUGACGAUGCAGACCCAUCAACUGUUCCUGCAAAAAGGUCCUCUAGUUAUAUAGAAAGAGGAGAAGGAAGUAAAAAAGAAAGUAAAAAAAGAAAUAAGAAAAAGAAAAAAUAA